CUAACUACACUUACUACACCAAACUACACCUACUGCACCAGCAUUUACCAACUACACUUACUACACCAAACUACACCUACUACACCAGCAUUUACCAACUACACUUACUACACCAAACUACACCUACUACACCACCAUUCACUAACUACACUUACUACACCAAACUACACCUACUACACCAGCAUUCACUCAUUCACUAACUACACUUACUACACCAGACUACACCUACUACACCAGCAUUCACUGACUACACUUACUACACCAAACUACACCAAACUACACCUACUACACCAGCAUUCACAAACCACACUUACUACACCAAACUACACCUAGCACAUCUA
Pocillopora damicornis (cauliflower coral) is the source of this 341-nucleotide messenger RNA. RefSeq lists its product as uncharacterized. Lineage: Eukaryota; Metazoa; Cnidaria; Anthozoa; Scleractinia; Pocilloporidae. The record is from RefSeq and is a predicted model, not a curated record.